AGGGAACUGCCUGUCUCGCUUAGGACCAGUGUGUCACACCACACGUGCGGUGUCUGGGUGUGGCUGUGGGUUUCAGAACCCAUGGGGAGUUGUGAGUCACUUGGUGGAGGUCAUGUUGUGUGCCCAAGUGUGUGUUAGGUUGUCUCUGACUGUGCUGUGGGUGAGGGUGUCCUGUGGUGUCUGGGUGUGGCUGCAUGCAGGCAUGUGUCACACUGUGCAGACUGUUGUGUGUGACUGUUGUGUGCCAGUGUGUCUUCACCCACGUGGGUGCAUGCUCUUCCUUGCUCUGCCCCGAGACACACCCCAACUCCUCCUUACUCUGAGAAGGGAGGUUGGAGAGCCUCCCUGCUGCCCAAGGGCCUCCUCAGCCCCUCCCUGCCCUGCCCAGCCGUCACCACCCCCCAGAGGGCAAGGGCUCCGCUGUGCCUCAGAGCAAGAGCCCCAGAGCAACUGAGAAGAGCAGGCUGAUGACCUGCUAGCCACAGUGGCUGCCCUUUGUGUGCUACGAGGUGGGGGACCCUGGGCAGGAAGCUGGCUGAGCCCCAAGACCCAGGGGGCCAUGGGCGGGGAGCUGGUGCCUGGCCUGGGGGCUCUGCAGCGGCGAAAACGCCUGCUGGAGCAGGAGAAGUGGCUGGCCUGCUGGGCACUGACGCUGGCAGGAAUUGGCAUCGGGCUCAUGGUACUACACGCAGAGAUGCUGUGGUUCGGAGGGUGCUCGUGGGCACUCUACCUGUUCCUGGUUAAAUGCAUCAUCAGUAUCUCCACCUUCAUGCUCCUUUGCUUCAUCUUGGCCUUUCAUGCCAAAGAGGUCCAGCUGUUCAUGACUGACAACAGCCUCCGGGACUGGCGCGUGGCGGUGACGGGGCGGCAGGUGGCGCAGAUCGUGCUGGAACUGGCGGUGUGCGGGCUGCACCCGGCUCCCGUGCAGGGCCCGCCGUGCAUGCCGUCAAUCGCGACGCAGUCCUGGCCGGGAUUUCUGAGCCAGGGGGAGGCGCUGCUGUCGCUGGCCAUGCUGCUGCGCCUCUACCUGGUGCCCCGCGCCCUGCUCCUGCGCAGCGGCGUCCUGCUCAACGCGUCCUACCGCAGCAUCGGUGCCCUCAACCAGGUCCGCUUUCGCCACUGGUUCGUGGCCAAGCUGUACAUGAACACGCACCCCGGCCGCCUGCUGCUCUGCCUCACGCUUGGCCUCUGGGUCACCACUGCCUGGGUGCUGUCUGUGGCUGAGAGGCAGGCUGUGAACGCCACGGGACACCUUUCAGACACCCUGUGGCUGAUCCCCAUCACAUUCCUGACCAUUGGCUAUGGGGAUGUUGUGCCAGGCACCACAUGGGGCAAGAUUGUCUGCCUCUCCACUGGAGUCAUGGGGGUCUGCUGCACAGCCCUGCUGGUGGCCGUGGUGGCUCGGAAGCUGGAGUUUAACAAGGCAGAGAAGCAUGUGCACAACUUCAUGAUGGACAUCCAGUAUGCCAAAGAGAUGAAGGAGUCAGCUGCCCGGGUGCUACAAGAGGCUUGGAUGUUCUACAAACAUACACGCAGGAAGGACUCUGGAAGAGCCCGCAAGCACCAGCGCAGGCUGCUGGCUGCCAUUAACACGUUCCGCCAGGUGCGACUAAAACACCGAAAGCUCCAGGAACAAGUGAACUCCAUGGUGGACAUCUCCAAGAUGCACAUGAUCCUGUGUGACCUGCAGCUGGGUCUGAGCAGCUCACACCAGGCCCUGGAAAAGCGGAUGGAUGCACUGGCAGGGAAGUUGGACACCCUGACCGAGCUGCUUAGCGCUGUGCUGAGGCCAAGGCACCUUCCAGAAGCCAGCCAGGAGGCCACAUAGCUGCUCUUUCCAAAUGUCUGGCUGCCCCUGAUCUUGGUGCCGGGUACGCCCACGCUCUUCCUUCCUCUUCUGUCCACUGGUUUCUGUCUGCCUCCACUUCCCUGUCCCCUCCCCUGCUCCUCCUCUGGUGUCUGGCCUGCCUGUUCAUCCAUCUCCCUUUGUCUCCCCAGGACGCAUGGAGGAAGAACCAAGCUACUUUCCCCAGGACUGAGGUCAAGGACAGUGUCCCUUCUACUCCUGACCCAGCCCUAUGAAUAAAGCACCUCAAAUGCAAGGACUCAAGGGGGCCCCACCUUGGGGUGGGUUGACUUGCUGAGACUGCUGGAGGGGACAAUGGCUGAAGGAGGGAGGCCGUGGCCCACCCCCGAGGCCCCAGAGGGGAAAAUGGUCACCACUUUCCCAUGUACCCUCAACCAAAACACCCUCACAGUGCUGCCACAGAUAACCUCCAGCUUUCGGUUCCAAGUGGAGGUGCCUGGGGGCGGGGGUAGCUGAGGCCCAGAGGAGGAGGGCUCUGGAGGAGGGGCCCAGAGUCCAGGAUCCUGGGUUGCCUCAGUUGCCGGCUGGUCGGUGAGCUGAAGGAACCACAGCUGAAGCUGGGACAAGGCAGGGGGCAGCACCCCCUGGUGGGAGAGCAGCAGGGCGCCAUUUUUUAGAGUUGCAGCGAAGACGGUAGGGAAGAGGUAGACGGGUGAAGACUCACCAGUCUCUGCUCUCACACUUUGUAAUAAAUGUUAAACAAAGA
Messenger RNA from Phyllostomus discolor (pale spear-nosed bat), 2573 nucleotides. It is a transcript of the gene KCNN4, whose product is annotated as potassium calcium-activated channel subfamily N member 4. Bases 560 to 1828 code for a protein of 422 amino acids. The record is from RefSeq and is a predicted model, not a curated record. Gene Ontology annotation, biological process: potassium ion transmembrane transport. Gene Ontology annotation, molecular function: calmodulin binding; intermediate conductance calcium-activated potassium channel activity; small conductance calcium-activated potassium channel activity. The transcript is spliced from 9 exons. Gene Ontology annotation, cellular component: neuronal cell body; neuron projection; plasma membrane. Lineage: Eukaryota; Metazoa; Chordata; Mammalia; Chiroptera; Phyllostomidae.